Molecule: messenger RNA, 1312 nt
Organism: Zea mays
Lineage: Eukaryota; Viridiplantae; Streptophyta; Magnoliopsida; Poales; Poaceae
Exons: 2
Coding region: 113-1036 (307 amino acids)
Biological process (GO): S-adenosylmethionine biosynthetic process
Cellular component (GO): methionine adenosyltransferase complex
Molecular function (GO): methionine adenosyltransferase regulator activity
Source: RefSeq, marked provisional
AUAAGCUCACAUCGGCAAUAAAAAAGCAUCCCCGUCUCCCCUGAUUCUCUCCGCCCAGCUCAGCUCUGCUCCCCGCCGCUCCUCUCCGCGCCCCUUCAUCCCGGAUCUCGGCAUGGGCACCGCCACCACCAACGGCUCGGCGGAGCAGGCGUCCGCGCCCGUGCCGGCGCUCAAGUUCCUCAUCUACGGCCGCACGGGCUGGAUCGGGGGGCUGCUGGGCGGCCUCUGCGCCGCGCGCGGGAUCCCCUUCGUCUACGGCGCCGGCAGGCUCGAGAACCGCGCCCAGCUCGAGGCCGACAUCGACGCCGCCGCGCCCACCCACGUGUUCAACGCCGCGGGCGUCACGGGCCGCCCCAACGUCGACUGGUGCGAGACGCACCGCGCCGAGACCAUCCGCGCCAACGUCGUGGGCACGCUCACGCUCGCCGACAUCUGCCGGGGCCGAGGGGUCCUGCUCAUCAACUACGCCACGGGCUGCAUCUUCGAGUACGACGCCGGCCACCCGCUCGGCUCCGGGGUCGGCUUCAAGGAGGAGGACACGCCCAACUUCGUCGGAUCAUUCUACUCCAAAACCAAGGCCAUGGUAGAGGAAUUGCUCAAGAACUACGAGAACGUAUGCACCCUUCGUGUGAGGAUGCCUAUCUCAUCGGAUCUCUCCAAUCCUCGCAACUUCAUCACCAAAAUCACCCGGUACGAUAAGGUCGUCAACAUCCCGAAUUCAAUGACAGUACUGGACGAGCUCCUUCCCAUCUCGAUCGAAAUGGCGAAGAGAAACCUCACGGGAAUAUGGAAUUUCACUAACCCCGGCGUGGUGAGCCACAACGAGAUACUAGAGAUGUACAGAGACUACAUCGAUCCAGGCUUCUCCUGGAAAAACUUCAACCUGGAGGAGCAGGCAAAGGUCAUAGUCGCACCGAGGAGCAACAAUGAGCUUGACCAGACCAAACUGAAGAGAGAGUUCCCGGAGCUUUUGUCGAUCAAGGAGUCGCUGGUAAAAUAUGUUUUCGAACCAAACUGUAAGGCGUCCAAGGCUUGACAAGUGGAGGUGCGCACAGCUGUAUGUUGACGCUAUUUGUUCCAUCUGAAUUGACAUUACUCUCUCCGGGAACUCUCAAUAAGCACACCCCCUGUUUCGUGUGCAAUGCAUUUGAAACGGUUAGGUUUCUCAUAGGAGAUGUCAUGCUGCCAUACUCCUUUGUACUUUCAGAUUAUUGAACGGAGCGGGGCAAGCAAGGUGUAAUUUAGCUCAACUUUCGCAUUGGCUCCUGGCCUCCUGGGGCGUUAUCAUACCGUGCGGUUGGAAUGAACUGAG